CUGAAUAGAAGCUGAAAUAGGAACAGACGAGACCGUACAGCAGAAAGCGAACUGAACUGUCACUUCCACUUGGCGACUUGGCUGUUGGCUGAGUUGGCUCAUUUCAUUGUAUGGUUAGGAGUUAGGACGGUGUCUGUAACCUGCUUUAUUAGCUCUUAAAAUUUCUUAUAUAAGUUGUGAUAUAUUGGGUUUUAUUAAAUUUAAAAUGGAAUCUAAACCCAGAGUAUUUGUCGUAGGAGUUGGAAUGACCAAGUUUGAGAAGCCUGGACGCAGAGAUGACUUUGAUUAUCCUCAGAUGGCCCAGGAAGCAGUAGUCAAAGCAUUAGAAGAUGCAAAACUCCCUAUUGGUUCUGUUGAGCAGGCCUGUAUAGGAUAUGUUUAUGGUGACUCUACUUGUGGUCAAAGAGCAAUUUACCAGUUGGGAAUGAAUGGUAUUCCAAUGUACAAUGUGAACAACAAUUGCGCCACCGGCUCCACGGCAUUGAUUCUUGCUAAACAGCUCGUUGAAACUGGAAACAGUCACUGUGUAUUAGCUUUGGGUUUUGAGAAAAUGGAACGAGGAUCACUCAUGUCUAAGGUAUUAAAUACUUUUUCAGAGAUGCUAGAGGUAUUUGAGAAAAUUGCCCUUGUUUGUGUUAUCGAUCUCAUAAUUUGUUUAUUGUGUUUUGUAAACAGAUACUCUCAAUUCAGACACGAGUACACUCUGGAAGAGAUAAUGAACUCUCCUCACGUUUUUGGACCUUUGACAAAACUGCAGUGCUGUCCAACUUCUGAUGGCGCUGCUGCUGCAAUUAUAGCUUCUGAGCAAUUUGUUAUUGCUAAUAAUCUGCAACACAAAGCUGUCGAGAUAUUGGGAAUUGAGAUGUCCACCGACCUACCGUCAACCUUCAAUGAAAGAAGCUGCAUUAAAAUCGUUGGCUAUGACAUGACAAAAAAUGCUGCUGAGAAGCUGUAUAAAAAAACAAAUACAAAACCAAUUGAAGUUGAUGUUAUUGAACUGCAUGACUGUUUUUCUGCCAAUGAACUGAUCACCUACGAAGCUUUGGGGCUCUGCUCCCCUGGAACCGCUAAAGAUUUCAUUGAUGCUGGACAAAACACUUAUGGAGGAAGGCAUGUCAUCAAUCCGAGUGGAGGGUUGAUCUCAAAGGGUCAUCCUUUAGGAGCGACAGGUAUAGCUCAAUGUGCUGAACUGUGCUGGCAAUUGCGUGGUGAAGCUGGUAAUAGACAGGUGCCUAAUGCUAAACUGGCCCUUCAACAUAACAUUGGAUUGGGUGGAGCUGUAGUUGUUGCCUUAUAUAGGUUGUAUAGACCUCGUCCUACUACCAGCUCGUCCAUUUCGAAAACUCUAUUGAGCAGCGGACCAAACCCAGACAUUUUCAAAGCAUCCGUUUUGUUCAAAGCUCUUAAAGGAGCAAUGGAAGAGGACUCUGACAAUCUUAUUGAGCGUGUGAGAGGCAUCUAUUGUUUCAAGGUGAAAAACGGUCCCAAUGGCGCAGAGGGUAUGUGGAUCAUCAAUGCUAAAACAGGAAAAGGUUCUGUUGAAUUCAAUGGAAAAGACAAACCAGACGUGACAUUCAUCAUGAACGAUGAAGACGUGGUUGAUCUGAUCUCGGGCAAAAUGAAUCCUCAAAAGGCAUUCUUCCAGGGAAAAAUAAAAAUUCAAGGCAAUAUGGGCUUGGCAAUAAAACUGACUGAACUACAGAAAAAAGCUAGCAAGAGAAUCGAAGAACUACGCUCAAAAUUGUAGAGUUUCAUUUUAAGAUCUAAAAUAAUUAUAUGUAAAGUGUUAUUUGGUUUUUAAAAUGAUAUUAAUAAAUUAGGUUCUAGAGGUUUCAUAUCAUUAGUUUUAGAGCAUUGCUAUAUCAUUGAAACUUCAUCUUCGCAUUCCUGAUGUUUUAUAUAUUAUAAUCAUAGUAUUGGAAUAAUUAUUAAAUAUUCUUUAUGUGCCCAGUCUUAGUAACUAGUAUUUUAUAUUUUUCUACACAUACCUAUGUACAAUCAAUAUUAGAUUAGAACAAAAGUUCAACUUCAAUUAUCGUUUAGUAUUUUAAUAAACUACUUAAUUAGUAGUUGAAAAACCAGCAAUAGAAUAGGUUUUAAAGAUAUUAUCUUUUUAAUAUUAAAACCUCUGUAAUCAGGCAAAACUAAAAUAAACAUUGUAUUUAAUUAUAUGAAACAGUCUUGAAGGCAAUUUAGGUAGAAAACUCAUGUUUUUUCAUCGUGUGUGAUGAAUUUUUUGGAGUUGUUGUAAUAGAAAAUGAAUUAAUAAUCAUUCUGACUCUGUAAACUGAAUGCUGAAUGUAGACUGAUGGACUGAUGCUGUGAUGCUAUCAACCAUGAUCUGCUAAAUGAGCCUGAUCUGUGACUAAUCAUGACUAAUAACUGGAUAAUCAAUUCCAUAAUGUAUUGUUCAUCCUUCCUAUGCUGUCAACGUUUAUAAUAGCUUCAAUUCUUCAAAUGUAGGAUUGUUUUAUUUUAUCCAGUAAUUAUUGUCAUAUAUUAUUCACGAAUAACUGAAACCCAUGAAGGGUAUUCAUAGCCUUCUUUAUUGAUACAUAAUAUAUGUUGACAUACUUUUACUUUUAAAAUCAGUAGAUUCUCAUAAUACUCAUACAAUAUUUUUAGCAUACGUGCAAAAUACUCAAAUACAUCAAAGUAAUAUUGCAAAUUAAUUAUUAUCAUAGAUUGUCUAUAAAACGUGCCUCUCAAAUAGCAGCAAUAAAUUCAUUCGAUAAGACUUCAAAUCUGAAAGAUGCCUGAACUAGUUAAUAAUUAUAUUAAUAUGAGAGACGAUAUUAUAUAUUAUAUUUAUAAAAUGCAAUUUUAUUUAUUAGGAUACUUGUUGAAUUUUCUAUAAUGGAAUUUGGUGCUAUGGAGUUUGGUUUCAAGGUGAAUUUGUACUUUUCAAUAAACUUCCUGUUCUAGUUUA
Molecule: messenger RNA, 2929 nt
Organism: Nilaparvata lugens (brown planthopper)
Lineage: Eukaryota; Metazoa; Arthropoda; Insecta; Hemiptera; Delphacidae
Gene: ScpX
Product: non-specific lipid-transfer protein
Exons: 9
Coding region: 206-1747 (513 amino acids)
Molecular function (GO): acyltransferase activity, transferring groups other than amino-acyl groups
Source: RefSeq, a predicted model, not a curated record